Molecule: messenger RNA, 2703 nt
Organism: Maylandia zebra (zebra mbuna)
Lineage: Eukaryota; Metazoa; Chordata; Actinopteri; Cichliformes; Cichlidae
Gene: prr35
Product: proline rich 35
Source: RefSeq, a predicted model, not a curated record
CGCUGCCCUGCCGCUGCAGAGGAGUGACAGACAGCCACACUGGGACCUCACUUUAGAACUUUUUCUCAGAGGGAGUGACAGCUCACCCGGGCUAUCAUCUUAGGUACAGCUGCAAUUUGACCAAGAUGAUGCUCUUCUUCAUCGCCACCUACUCGCAAAAUUAAGGAAAACCUCACAACAAAUGAAAUGUACUCUGAAGAAAUAUCUCAAAGUCUAGCUUGAAUUGUCAAAAUUUAAAUCACACGCUCUUUAGAAAUAUCAAGACUCAACCAUGUCCAAGGAUGACACCUGCAAAGUCACGUCAGCCAGCAAACACAAGGAGCGCAAGCCGAAGAAGCCUCACUACAUCCCCCGACCGUGGGGCAAACCCUACAACUACAAGUGCUUCCAGUGCCCCUUCACCUGCAUGGAGAAGUCUCACCUGUACAACCAUAUGAAGUACAGCCUGUGCAAGAACUCCCUGUCCCUGCUUAUAGAGUCAGAUUGGCCGUAUAAAAAGGGCAACAUCCUGCACCCAGAGCAGCUCCGGCCCUUUCAGCAGGCCCAUGGCCUGCACGCUCCCGGAAAGGAUGAGCUAGAGCAGGUGAUUCGCACUGAGGAAAGGCAGGGUCAGAGGAGGUCUGCAGAGGAGGAUGGCGAGGGCAGAGACAGCCAGGGACCAGAAGAUGAAGAGGGACGAGAAGAGGGACGAGGAGAGGGGGUAGAGAUCGCUGGGCUGAUCAAAGAAAGCUCCGGUGAUAGCGACAGAGGUGAAGCAGCAGAAAGCACUAGGAAGAAAACAAAACAGCCAGAUUCAGAGCUCGAUGACAUGCUCUCUCUCGAAGAUCAGUUUUUACGAGCCCGCUCUGUGGAGGUAGAGGCCCAACUGAGACAUUAUAAGCUAUCAAAGACAUGCCUAACAGCUCCCGGGUUACUGUCGGAGCAGUGGCGGCUGCUGGCAUCCAGCCACACUAAAGCCAAAGCUGAAGGUCCUCAGCCUCGAGUAAAUAAUUCAAUCCCCUGUUACCCCCCACCACCAAACCUGGUGGAUUACCAGGACCCCACUGGGCUUAACCUUUCAGUGCUUGGGGUAGGUUAUCCUAUCAGCCCUGGCCUUUUCUCCUACAUGAACUCAGCUAUUCCCACCGCAGCCUCCGGUGUCACAGCCCAGACCCACGCACAGCUCGCCCAGCUCCCCUUCCUGGCCUCGGCCGCUCAGCUGAUACACCCAGCCUCCAGCGCACACGCAGAUCGAACUCUCAUCCCCCCUCGACUAUACUACCCCUUCCUGUGCGAGCACACAUUCGGACAGGCAUCCAGUCAGACCGACACCAGCAAGCCUCUCAAGACAUCAACAAACACUCUAGAAGCAAGUCCUCUGUCCAGUUUCCAGCCCAAAGUCAAUCUGUGGAAAGUGCCUGCUGUGAGGCCGGGAUCUACCAUCACUCCCGCUGGCUGGGUGUCACCUCAGAGAGACUCCCCUGAUCAGGGCUACAGGCUGGGGGAUAAACUGCAGGCUGCAGCCAAGGAAGGCAGAGCAAGCUGGGGUCUGAAGAGGGCAGGAGCUCCUUUAAGAAACCAAGAGGCCCCUGCGGAGAAGAAGCCAAACUUGGGCUUGACUUUAGACCUUCUGAAAAAUAUUCAAACUGCAUCGACUCUUAAUGUGGGGACAGACAAACUUCUCUUCUCUUCGGACAGUUUGCAGGAUGCUCAUGUUCAAGGUCGGCCCACUGAGCUGUGGUACAACGAUCCUCUCACCAGCCCCACCAGCGAAACAUCUUCUCUCUCAACCUGUGGAAGACCCAACAGCCAGGACUCAGCUGCCGCCAGGACAAUCGGGGCGUCUGAGUCAGUCGCUGCUCUGCUCGGUGACCUCUCCAAGGCGCUGCAGGAGUACCACGAGGCCGAGCGCAAAAUCUCCCACCUAGAGAAGGAAGACCUUCCUGCCCAGAGACAUCUCUGGGAGCACCUUAACAAAAUCCGCAGCGAGCUUUCUCACAUUCACCAGGCUUUGGAGCGAACAGCUCGGCAGAGCGAUGGGCCUCUCGACCUGUCAGUAAAGAGGGACUCGACGGAGUCGAUUGGCGAUCAGAGCAGGAGGGAAGAUGGGGGUCUUAAGGAAAACGCAACUGAGACAGAGGAGGAGGACGAGGAGCUCAUAGAGAGAAGAGAGGACGAGAGCGCGAGGAAGGUGAUAAGGGCUUCACUUGAGAGUCGUAAACAGUCGCUGGACAUGCUGAUCAAGAUGAGUCAGGCGUCAGUGGUGAACACAGAGGUCCUGUCUCCUGGUGGCCUUGGCCUGAGGCCCAGUCCUGCUGAGGCUCUGUGGGCAAGCAGAACCACCAAGUGUGAGGCCGACUCCAGCGUCCUGCUCUGCCCCGACGGCCGAUCAGUAGUGUUCACCGACAUCUCCUCCUCUGCCAAACCCUCAAAGAGACCCCCAUCCAUACAGCGACUCGAAACCCACUGUCCUCCAAGCCCUUUAACAGCUACCGACAACUGAAACUCUGCUUGUUCCUCUGGCUGUAAUAUAACAGAACCCAUCCAGCGGUUCACAUGUAGUUUUGUUUUUGGUUACUGGCAUGCCUCAGACUUUCAUCAGCUGGAAAAAAAAAAAGUCGCUGUGUUUCUCAGUUGUUCACAGAAACAUUUUGCACCGUAUAAAGUAAACAGAGAAUGACUGAAAAAUCUGGAGGAUUUUUUUUCUGAUACACUAAAGGACGU